Molecule: messenger RNA, 1464 nt
Organism: Miscanthus lutarioriparius
Lineage: Eukaryota; Viridiplantae; Streptophyta; Magnoliopsida; Poales; Poaceae
Source: the annotation of a GenBank genome assembly
AUGCGCAAUCUGCUGCUGCCCCGCCGCCUCCUCUCCGCUCCCACCAUGGCUCGCGCUACCGUCUCCGGCUCCGCCGCGGCGGCCAAAGCACUGGUGCCCUUAAACCCCACCCGCGGCGGCCGCCUCCCUUCCCUGCUUCCAGCGCGCCUCCCUGUGCCCGGGAGCGGCCGCGUGUUCCGCGGUGCCUCGCUCCGCUGCUACGCCGCCGCCGCCGCGGUGACUGAGCAGAGCCGCAUCAGGGUGCAGAAUCCCAUCGUCGAGAUGGACGGGGAUGAGAUGACGCGGGUCAUCUGGAAGAUGAUUAAGGAUAAGCUCAUCUUCCCGUACCUGGAGCUGGAUGUGAAGUACUAUGAUCUUGGAAUUCUCAAUCGCGAUGCUACCAAUGAUGAGGUCACUGUCGAGAGUGCCGAGGCUGCAUUGAAGUAUAAUGUUGCUGUUAAGUGUGCAACAAUUACGCCUGAUGAGAGUAGAGUAAAAGAGUUUAAACUCAAGUCUAUGUGGCGGAGUCCAAAUGGCACAAUAAGGAAUAUUCUAAAUGGGACUGUUUUUCGUGAGCCCAUCUUGUGUAAAAACAUCCCAAGAAUUCUUUCUGGUUGGAAGAAACCUAUUUGCAUAGGAAGGCACGCUUUUGGUGACCAGUAUCGAGCUACUGAUAUGAUUAUUAAUGGUCCAGGAAAGCUCAAGAUGGUAUUUGUGCCUGAUGGAGCUGACCCCAUGGAGCUGGAUGUUUAUGAUUUUAAAGGACCUGGUGUGGCAUUAUCAAUGUACAAUGUCGAUGAGUCUAUUAGGGCUUUCGCUGAGUCCUCCAUGGCUAUGGCUCUUUCAAAAAAGUGGCCACUCUAUCUCAGCACCAAGAAUACAAUCCUCAAAAAGUAUGACGGCAGGUUCAAAGACAUCUUCCAGGAGGUAUAUGAAGAGCAAUGGAAGGACAAGUUUGAAGAAAACUCAAUAUGGUAUGAGCACAGGUUGAUUGAUGACAUGGUGGCCUAUGCUGUGAAAAGUGAUGGCGGGUAUGUUUGGGCUUGCAAAAACUAUGACGGAGACGUACAGAGCGAUUUUCUUGCCCAAGGUUUUGGUUCUCUGGGUUUGAUGACGUCUGUGCUGUUGUCUUCUGAUGGGAAAACAUUAGAGGCUGAGGCUGCUCAUGGGACUGUCACUAGACACUUCAGGCUACAUCAGAAAGGACAGGAGACAAGUACCAACAGUAUUGCUUCCAUAUUCGCUUGGACCCGUGGACUUGAGCACAGGGCAAAGCUGGACAAAAAUGAUAGUCUGCUGGAUUUCACACACAAACUUGAAUCUGCAUGUGUUGAAACGGUGGAAUCUGGGAAAAUGACUAAGGACCUUGCACUUCUUAUCCAUGGCCCCAAGGUAACAAGGGAGUUCUACCUGAGUACCGAGGAGUUCAUCGAUGCAGUCGCACAGCAACUGCGAGGAAAGAUUCAACUACCAGCUACUGUGUAA